Molecule: messenger RNA, 993 nt
Organism: Bactrocera dorsalis (oriental fruit fly)
Lineage: Eukaryota; Metazoa; Arthropoda; Insecta; Diptera; Tephritidae
Exons: 2
Coding region: 57-812 (251 amino acids)
Source: RefSeq, a predicted model, not a curated record
AGUAGCGAGUUGCGAAGCAUUUACAAAUCAAUAUUUAUUUCUUCGCGUGGUCUAAGAUGAAAGUAAGCACGGUUUCAAUUGUCAUGGCAAUCCUUUGCACCCUGUCAUCUUCGCGGAGCGCAGAUAGCGACGAUACUAUUGCAAUUGCCGCCAACAAUUCUACUGCAAUUGCUGUCAAUUGCAGGCCCUUAGAUCCUGCAUGUUCAAAUGCACCGGGCAGUUCGAGUGGAAGUAAUGACAAAGACAAAGAAAGUACGUGGAGAGAUGCGUUAGAAAAAGCGCUAAGAGAUAAAUAUGAAAGGGAAAAAAGAGGGGAUCUAGACAGGGCCAUCAAAGCUUUGGUCAGUAGUAUCCAAAAUGCACUCUCUAAAUCUGGUCUAUCUGAGGCCAUAAAAGCACAACUAAAUUUGGCCUUGGAACUAUUGAUGAAAGCUAUUCUUAGCGAUGAAGUGAGUUUUAAGGAAUCUUGCUACAACAAAGCGUUCAGUAUACUGAUCAUAAUCGUGAGUGGCGGAGAGAAAUCGGACAAAAUUGAAGAAACAACCAUGAGCUAUGCUGAAUGGAAAGCGGGGAUGGAAAGAGAACUAGACGAGAAAUUUGAUAGGCUAAAAAAUAAUGAUGCAGACAGAGACAUCAGUGCUUUGAUGAAGGGUAUCCAAAAAAAUCUGCCCCUUUUAUGUCCGCCCAGGGCAGCAGAACUAAAUUACGCCAUGAACAUAUUAGUAAAAGCUAUUGGUAGUAAUGACUCGGGUAUUAAGAGAGCUUCCUACAACGAGGCGCUCGAUAUAUACACCAGGGUCAUGGCAGGGUGAAGUGCCAGCGUAAACGAGAGUUACAUAUAAUAUAACAUACUAUAACUUAUGAUAUAAACAAUUUAUGUUAUAAGAGAUACCUUAAAUUCUAUGAUAUGUUAUAAAAUCCGAUCCACAUUUUGAAAACAUGGCAGCCAUAUCUCCAGCUUUUGUGCGAUAAAUAUAAAUCUAUUGAGCAACA